CUCUUGACGUUUCACCCCAUGCAAUGCCCUCAAUAACCCCCAUCCUGCGUGGCUUGCUGCGGCCCAACAGGCUCAGACUCUCACCCAAAUCAAACCACUCCCCGUCGCCAUCACCAUCACCAUCACCAACCUCAAACGCCACCCCGUCAACCCCCAAUGCGCCCCCCCCCAAAACCGGCCCACCCUGGCUAGGCCACCCCCUCCGGGUAGUUCUCAACACACUCAAAUUCGUGGCCUUAACUCACCUAAUCUGGGAGUACGUCAUCUCGAUGUCGCCGGCGUCGGGGCCCUCGAUGCUGCCCACCUUCGAAGUCGUGGGCGAAUGGCUGCUCGUGUCGCGGCUGCACCGCUUCGGCCGGGGCAUCGAGGUCGGUGACGUAGUGGCGUACAACAUACCCAUCAACGAGGAGAUGGGCGUCAAGCGGGUGCUGGGCAUGCCGGGGGACUAUGUGCUGAUGGAUACCCCUCCUGACGGGGAAGGGGAGGGAGGGGGAGGAGGAAAUAUGAUCCAGGUUCCACGAGGCCAUUGCUGGAUUGUCGGGGAUAAUCUGGCGGCGUCGAGAGACUCUAGGUUAUUUGGUCCUGUGCCGCUGGCCCUGAUCCGAGGCAAAGUCAUUGCCUCUGUGAGGUCUUUCUCGGAGUUUAGGUGGAUUACCAAUACCCUACGGAAAGUAGACAGUCCCAGUGAGCCUUGAAUCUCAUUCAUCAUCCGGCUGUGCAUCACCUUUCCGAACAAAACCCCUGGGAGCUUAUUGUGCGGUAUACCCGUAAUACUGGGAGGGCGAGAUAAGGCUCUUAUUAAUGAGUGAAUAUGUAUCAAAUUGCAUGUUCUGAUUACAACGAUGAUAGGUCAAACCAACCGCAUUGAUCCAGGUCUGGCGCGCUGGUAGCGGGUAAUAGCAGAAUCGCGAAAGCCCGCGAGGGUAUGAUGAUAGAGCCGGAUAGUCGGGCGGCAUCCGCAACACACCACUCUUCUGCUCCAUACUACGAAAGAAAUACAAAAGCCGGGGAGAAGAGAACAACAGCUUCU
Molecule: messenger RNA, 1030 nt
Organism: Parathielavia appendiculata
Lineage: Eukaryota; Fungi; Ascomycota; Sordariomycetes; Sordariales; Chaetomiaceae
Product: LexA/Signal peptidase
Exons: 2
Coding region: 270-695 (141 amino acids)
Cellular component (GO): membrane; mitochondrial inner membrane peptidase complex
Molecular function (GO): serine-type endopeptidase activity
Source: RefSeq, a predicted model, not a curated record